This is a messenger RNA of Paraphaeosphaeria sporulosa, 942 nucleotides long. RefSeq lists its product as uncharacterized. The transcript has 2 exons. Gene Ontology annotation, cellular component: CURI complex; UTP-C complex. NCBI's taxonomy places the organism in Eukaryota, Fungi, Ascomycota, Dothideomycetes, Pleosporales, Didymosphaeriaceae. The record is from RefSeq and is a predicted model, not a curated record. Gene Ontology annotation, biological process: rRNA processing; ribosomal small subunit assembly. The annotation marks the transcript as partial.
AAGAAGCGCAAGAGCGCCCCCACGGCCGUCGCAGACUUCGCCAUCCUCGCGCUCGCGCUCCCCACACAGCCCGGCCUCCCACCCUCGUGCGCCGAUGCAAAGCACUACCUCUACGUCAAGGCCCACGCGCCCGCCAUAGCCACCGAGUCCACCGCGCGCUCGCUCUUCCUCGCAAACGUGCCCAUCGAUGCCUCGGAAGCGAAUCUGCGCGCCCUCUUCGCCGAGCAGCUCGGCGGUGCGCGUGUCGAGAGCGUGGACUUCGACGGCAGCGUGCCGGCCGAGGUGGCACACAAGCACUUCAACCCCGCCGAGGUGAAGGCCGGAAACAACGACGGGCCCGAGAGCCGGGGGAAGAAGCGCAAGCGGGCGGAUGACGGCAAGGGCAACAAGAGCGGCAUGGUGGCCGAGGGCGUGCUGGAGGACGACGACAGCGCGCUGCCGCGGAUAUGGAGCGCGCCGGUGCGCCGGAGCGGGUCCGGCGCUGUGGUCGUGUUCGUGGACAAGGCGAGCAUGCGGGGUGCGCUGAAGGCGGUGCAUGCAGCCAUCAAGUUGGGAACGACGAUUAGCUGGACCGGCGGCGAGGCACUGGGCGUCGAUCGCUAUAAAUCGCACCUCGCCCUGCUCCAUCCACCGCCAACCCUCCUCUCCUCCACCACAAACGCGUACCUCGCCCAGUUCGACGCCGCCGCAGCCCAACGCUCCCGCGCCCUCGCACACCUGCGCUCCGUCCCCGACGAGGACGGCUUCAUCACCGUCACCCGCGGCGGCGGCCGCAGUCUCCCCGCUGCCCGCCUCGACAUGGCGCAGCAGAAGCAGGCCGAGCACGAGGACAGGAUGAAGAAGAAGGGCAGCUUGGACGGCUUCUACCGCUUCCAGAACCGCGAGAAGAGGAAGGAGCAAGAGGGCAUGCUGCGGAAGCAGUUUGAGAAGGACAGGCGGAGG